UGUAUAAUGAUCAUUCCAACAUCGAGCAGUACUAGUUUUUGAACAAGUUGUAAGGUACUUAUAAUGAAUAUCAAGUUAUUGGUAUUAUAAUGAUCACAGGCGUCCUCUAGGGAACUACUACUACUACCAUGUUGUUUGCUUGGAAUAAUGAUAAUCUGUUUCUGGUGUUUGUGAAUAGGAAUAGAAUGAAGAUGACGAUGAAGAUGUUGGACUCGCGACUAAGACUAUCAAUUGAUGAGUGAGUUGUACUUAAUUGAAUACAAGAACUAAUAGUACUAGAGAACGAAAAGGGGAAGAUUAUUUUUUGAGAAAUAGAUACGGCUUUGCGAUGUAAAAAACUGAAAGGAGUGCUCGUAGUGGAAAUUGCUGCUUAUCUUGAGAUGGAUUCAUCAGUUCAGAAAACUUCAAUGUCAAAAAUGAAUGUACUAAAGUGUAACUACCAGCACAAGAGGGGAAAAGAAGAGCCACGACUAAUGCUGCGCGUCGCCAAAGAAACUACAACGGCUCUGGGGCUCAAAAAAACGGCAAAAGAAGUGGAAAGAGUCACCAAAGAAAAGUCGCUUCCCAUGUACUUAUUAUGACAUGGACUCUUCACUCUAAGGCUAGUUGA
Amoebophrya sp. A25 is the source of this 610-nucleotide messenger RNA. The record is from the annotation of a GenBank genome assembly. Lineage: Eukaryota; Dinophyceae; Syndiniales; Amoebophryaceae.